Trifolium pratense (red clover) is the source of this 2012-nucleotide messenger RNA. Its product is annotated as pyruvate kinase 1, cytosolic-like. Gene Ontology annotation, molecular function: magnesium ion binding; pyruvate kinase activity; potassium ion binding. Gene Ontology annotation, biological process: glycolytic process. Gene Ontology annotation, cellular component: cytoplasm. NCBI's taxonomy places the organism in Eukaryota, Viridiplantae, Streptophyta, Magnoliopsida, Fabales, Fabaceae. The record is from RefSeq and is a predicted model, not a curated record. The coding region runs from base 268 to 1848 and encodes 526 amino acids. The transcript is spliced from 16 exons.
UUUUUACAUCGAUCACCGUUUGAUGUAGUAGUAGUUUUCUUUCCAUUUGAACAAGUGUUCCCUACAUGAUUGACAAGAUUGGUUAUAUAUUCAUUCAUUGAUUCAUUAGUAUUGAUUAGUUUAGUUUAAGUUUCCUUUUCAGUCACAGUUGGUUUGGUUUGAUUGAAAACUCUUGCAUUCUUUCUUAUUACUCUACCUUCUUCUUAUAUUUACUCUCUCUUUCUCCUUCAUCACUGCUUUCACAGUUCACACUUUCAAACAACAAAAAUGCAGUCAAGUCCUUUGCUUCUUGAGGAACCAAUUAGGAUGGCAUCCAUCCUAGAGCCAUCCAAACCUACUUUCUUUCCAGCUAUGACAAAAAUUGUAGGCACACUUGGUCCGAAGUCACGAUCGGUUGAUACAAUUACUCGAUGCCUGGAUGCAGGAAUGUCAGUGGCAAGGUUUGAUUUCUCAUGGGGUGAUCCAGACUACCACCAAGAGACAUUGGAAAAUUUAAGGGCUGCUAUCAAAGGCACAAAAAAACUUUGCGCGAUUAUGCUAGAUGUUGUAGGUCCAGAAUUACAAGUUGUGAAUAAAACUGAUCGACCAAUUACACUCGAAGCAGACACAUUACUUGUCUUAACUCCGGAUCAAAACAAAGAAGCUACUUCAAAUCUCUUACCAGUAAAUUUUAGCGGACUAUCAAAGGCUGUUAAGAAGGGUGAUACUAUUUUUAUUGGUAAAUACCUGUUUACAGGAAGUGAAACAACUUCUGUAUGGUUGGAGGUCAGUAAAGUGGAUGGUGAUGAUGUAACUUGUGUCAUAAAAAACGACGCUACACUUUCUGGAUCAUUGUAUACUUUACAUGUCUCUCAGAUUCGUAUUGAUCUUCCUACUCUUACUGAUAAGGAUAAACAGGUAAUACGCACAUGGGGUGUUCAAAACAAAAUAGACUUCCUUGUGUUAUACACCCGGCACGCUGAAGAUGUUCGCCAUGCCCGUGAAUUUAUCUCCAAAUUCGAAGAUCUCAAGCAGACACAUAUUUUUGCAAAGAUCGAAAAUGUAGAGGGAUUAAAACAUUUUGACGAGAUAUUGAGAGAAGCAGAUGGUAUCAUCGUCUCUCGUGGAAAUUUAGGGAUAGAUCUCCCACCUGAGAAGGUGUUUUUAUUCCAAAAAGCAGCUAUUUAUAAGUGUAACAUGGCUGGAAAGCCGGUUGUUGUCACACGUGUGGUGGACACUAUGACUGAUAAUUUGAGGCCUACUCGUGCUGAAGCAACCGAUGUUGCCAAUGCAGUGUUGGAUGGCACUGAUGCAAUUCUCCUUGGAGCUGAGACCCUAACGGGAUUAUACCCUGUAGAAACCAUAUCUACAGUCGGAAAAAUUUGUGCCGAAGCAGAGAAAGUUUACAAUCAAGAUUUGUAUUUUAAGAAGACUGUUAAAUAUGUGGGAGAGCCAAUGAGCCACAUAGAAUCAAUAGCUUCCUCUGCGGUUCGAGCAGCCGUCAAGGUUAAGGCCUCGGUUAUCAUUUGCUUCACCUCAUCUGGAAGGGCAGCAAGGUUGCUUGCUAAGUACAGACCAACCAUGCCUGUGAUAUCUGUUGUCGUUCCUCAAUUGAAGACAAAUCAACUUCGAUGGACAUUCACCGGCGCUUUUCAGGCUAGGCAAUCACUUAUUGUGAGAGGUCUUUUCCCUAUGUUGGCAGAUCCUCGACACCCCUCUGAGUCAAGUAGCGCAACGAAUGAAUCAAUUUUGAAGGUCGCUUUAGACCACGGCAAGGCUCUUGGCGUCAUAAAGUCACAUGACCGAGUUGUUGUUUGUCAGAAAGUUGGUGACUCGUCAGUUGUGAAGAUUAUUGAGCUUGAAGAUUAGAAAUUUUCUCAUUUGAAGAAUGCAUAAUAAAACUCAUUUAAUAUAUACCAAAGAUGGACAUUAUAGUCUUAUAGACAUAGUGUGGUAUCCUUCAUUUUGCUAAUUUGACUCAUGUAAUAGACUUCUAGUUGUUGAGUGAUAAAAUGGUUUUGCAGCUUCUCCUU